Acanthosepion pharaonis is the source of this 1137-nucleotide messenger RNA. The record is from the annotation of a GenBank genome assembly. NCBI's taxonomy places the organism in Eukaryota, Metazoa, Mollusca, Cephalopoda, Sepiida, Sepiidae.
AUGGCUGAACAGUCUGCACAAGAGACAGCCGUUGUGCUGACCCUCCCAACUUUUGACAUGACUAAUGUAAACGUGUGGUUCGCCCUGACUGAAGCCAUAUUCCAAGCAAAGCAUAUUCACUCUCAGACUGCGCGUUACGCGUACAUAGUCGAGAAGCUGCCACCAGAGAUCGCUGCUGACGUGCUAGACCUUUUAGAAACCGUUCCCGCUUAUAACCGCUUUGAUAUACUAAAGGAAGCCAUCAUCUACCGUACUGGGAAAUCGCAUGAGCGCAGGUUGCACGAUCUAUUUAAUACUAUACAGCUCGGAGAUAGCCGCCCGUCGCAGUUGCUUAGACUGCCAACCUUCACCCAAGGCAUCACGGAAGGCGGAAAACGCCGAUCCCAGCAGCACUUGAAGGCGGCAUCUACUGUUGGGACACAUAUUACUAACCGUCUCUUCUAUAUAAAAGACAGGAAUUCUAACAUGUCAUUCCUGAUAGAUACAGAAGCACAGCUUAGUGUUGUUCCACCAUCACCCAACUUCACUAUGACUAACUCUUCAGUCACUUUACGCGCCGCUAAUGGCACGGGCAUCAAGACUUUUGGCGAACAAUCGUUAACACUGGAUAUUGGACUUAGAAGGACAUACCAAUGGAUAUUCACCGUUGCAGACGUGAAAUUCCCUAUUUUAGGCGCCGACUUUUUGGCACAUUAUCAACUCAUCGUGGACCUCUUACAGCGUCAGUUAUCUGACUCCACCACGAAGCUAUCUAACCGCGGAAUUAUAUCACAGCUAACAUCUACGGAAUUACGCAUCGCUGUGCCGCGUGAUAAUCCGAUUCAAGAUAUUUUGGAUAAAUUUCCCUCGUUGAUACAGCCUUUUACUUAUACAGAGCCUGUCAAGCACAGCACUGUACACAGGAUUCGAACUCUGUCUAUUCUAAACCUCGCUGUCUUGCGCCGGACAAAUACAAGAUUGCCCGGGCCGAGUUCCAACACAUGCUCGACCUCGGGAUUAUUCGCCCCUCCUCGAGUCCAUAUGCCUCACCGCUUCACAUGGUCACUAAGGCUCAGCAGGGCACCUGGAGGCCGUGUGGCGACUAUAGACGACUUAAUUCACAAACGGUACCCGAUAAGUACCCAGUUCCCAAUUUGA